GACCAUCCCCAGACACAGUGAUGGAGAGGAUCCAUCAGGUGAGUCGCACACUAGAGGAAUACGCCAUCUGCCUUGACCUCCACAUCGACCUGUCCUGCCUUGGCCGUCAUGACUUUGACUUGGAGAACAAGUUUAAGCCCUUCAGAGUUGAGAUUGUGGAUUCAGUCGAGAUCUAUCUAAACAUGCUGCGAGGAAUUUUUGACUUUGGUGCCAUCAAGAGCUUGCUGACAGGUCCAAAACAGCUGAAGAUUCGAAUAGAUGCCAUGAAUGGAGGUCAACUCCUGUAA
Sinocyclocheilus grahami is the source of this 287-nucleotide messenger RNA. RefSeq names its product phosphoglucomutase-like protein 5. Gene Ontology annotation, molecular function: phosphoglucomutase activity. The record is from RefSeq and is a predicted model, not a curated record. The annotation marks the transcript as partial. The transcript has 2 exons. NCBI's taxonomy places the organism in Eukaryota, Metazoa, Chordata, Actinopteri, Cypriniformes, Cyprinidae. Gene Ontology annotation, cellular component: cytosol; sarcolemma; cell-substrate junction. Gene Ontology annotation, biological process: myofibril assembly; striated muscle tissue development; carbohydrate metabolic process.